CAUUCAUGCCUCAUUCAUUAGUUUAUCACAUGGUCAGACAAAAAAAAAAAAAAAAGCUCCAGUUAUUUGAUUCUCAGCAUUUUGCUGACAUGCUCAGUUUGUUGAGGGAAAACAAGCUUCACUUUCAGAGAGGGCAGAGCUGGGACGCGUCUCCAGGAUCAGCUCUUAGGUUCUCACAGGAGCAUGUUUUAGCGCUGCGCUUCACUGCGAGAGCUGAGAACAUGGUCUCUCUCUGCCUGGCCCUGCUCUCCUCUCUCCCCCUGCUGUGGUUCCUGAGGGGAGGCCACGCGAUGCCCGAUCCUGCUCGCAGGGACCUGCUGAUGCGUGAGGAGAUGUCCAGGCAGACGGGAGGCCUGCUGGCGCUGACCGCCGCGGAGCAGAAGCUAGACGCUCGCCUCCGGCAGCUAAAGGAGCAGGAGAUGUCCGCUGCACGCUUCCUCCCUGCUGUUCACUUCUUUAGGGCGAAGCCUCUCAUCGAGAAGAGCUCCAUCUUCAAACUGCUGCAGAAGAUGCCUAAAGGCGCAGCCCUCCACAUUCACAGCUCGUCUCUGGUUGACGUGGAGUGGCUGGUGAAAAAUGUCACCUACAGACCUCACUGUUACGUCUGCUUCACCUGGGACAACUCGGUCCGCUUCCUGUUCUCAGACCGCCAGCCCUUUCCCCGAUGGGACUGCUUCUACUGGCAGCUGCUGGAGACGUUAAGAGCCAAAACGGGAGACUGCACAGAAUUCGAUAACGGUUUAAUCCAGCACCUAACGCUGUUUACUGAGGAUCCAGAGGGUGAAUACCCAAACCAGGAUGUGGUGUGGGAGAAGUUUGAGAAGGCCUUUGUUGCCGCCGCUGGGCUGGUCACCCAUGCUCCUGUGCUGAGGGACUACUACUACCAGGGCUUAGAGGAGCUUCACAAAGACAACAUCAUGUACCUGGAAGUGAGGAGUGGUCUGUCAAAGACGUACGAGCUUGACGGGACCGUUCACGAUAAGAGCUGGACUCUGAGCUUGUUUCAGGAAGUUACAGAGAAGUUUAGAAAGGAUCAUCCAGACUUCCUUGGUGCGCAGAUCAUAAUUUCUGUCCACAGGGCUCUGAGUGUAUCUGAGGUCAGAGCAGCUGUAAAAGAGGCCAUCCAGCUGAAACGGGACUUUCCAGACGUGGUUGCUGGAUUUGAUUUGGUUGGCAGGGAGAACGUUGGCAGGAGUCUGUGGGACUUCAGGGAGGCGCUCUCUCUGCCGGCUGAGCUGGGUGCAUCGCUGCCGUACUUCUUUCACGCCGGGGAGACGGACGACGAAGGCACGGACGUGGAUCAAAACAUUCUCGAUGCUCUGCUCUUCAACACCUCACGGAUCGGACACGGCUACGCUUUGCCUCACCACCCCCUCGCCAAGGAGCUGUCCAGGAACAGAAACAUCGCUGUAGAGCUGUGCCCCAUCUCCAACCAGGUGCUGAUGCUGAUCUCAGAUCUGAGGAACCACCCUGCAGCUGUGCUGAUGUCAGAGGGACACCCGAUGGUGGUCAGCUCCGACGACCCGUCUCUGUUCGGCACGUCGGGUCUCUCCUACGAYUUUUAUGAAGCUUUUGUCGGAAUCGGAGGACUGAAGGCGAACCUGGGUACUCUGAAAGAGCUGGCUGUCAACUCCAUCAGGUACAGCUCGCUGCCAGCUCAUCUACAGAACGCCGGGCUCCACAUGUGGCAGAACAAAUGGGACACCUUUAUCUCUGAUAAUUCAUGACAGCCAAAUCACAAGAGAUCCUGUUUGACUUGAAUAAUAUUUAUGAAAUUAUUAAAGCAAAUUCUCCAAAGGA
Austrofundulus limnaeus is the source of this 1800-nucleotide messenger RNA. RefSeq names its product adenosine deaminase 2b (gene ada2b). Bases 6 to 1727 code for a protein of 573 amino acids. The record is from RefSeq and is a predicted model, not a curated record. The transcript has 10 exons. Gene Ontology annotation, biological process: adenosine catabolic process; inosine biosynthetic process. Lineage: Eukaryota; Metazoa; Chordata; Actinopteri; Cyprinodontiformes; Rivulidae. Gene Ontology annotation, molecular function: adenosine deaminase activity.